CACAUUAUGAUGACAUUGGCUCUGAAGUGGUUCAAUAAAUUUGGAAUCUUCCAAGUUGUACAAAAAUUGAAAGCAUUGAGUAUCUAUGUCUGACAUACAUUCAACUAUGGAAAUUCAAAUCUAUCAUUGAGCCCCAAUGGCCAAUCAUGCCCAGCCCUGCUGAUUUGGUGAACUAUAACAAUGUUUGUUGUUGGUGUUGAUAGCUUAUUGACCAGAUGUAGAACUCCUUGAGACAUUUUGUCGAUAAUAGCCGCACAAUUCGCUUCAAAUGUUCUCUUCAGAACACAAUUGUGGAUGUCCUUCGUAACAAAGGAUGGCAAGAGGUCAAGGAAGGUGAAAAUGAUUGGGAUUUAUUCUGGUGUGACGUCGGCUGGAUGAGGGAAAAUUUCGAUCAUUUUUAUUUACAAGAACAUGUGAAACUGUGCCAUUUUAGAAAUCAUUAUGAACUUUCACGGAAAAAUUUGAUGGUAAAAAAUCUUAAAAGAUUACGAAAGCAGAUCGAAAGAGAACAUGGAAAAACAGCAGCGACAAAAUGCGAUUUUUAUCCAACAACCUACGAAUUACCAGCAGAAUACCAUAUAUUUGUGGAGGAAUUUAAGAAGAAUCCUGGCAGCGUGUGGAUAAUGAAACCGGUUGCAAAAUCACAAGGGAAAGGCAUAUUCCUCUUUAAGAAAUUAAAAGACAUAAUUGAUUGGAGAAAGGAGGACUAUUACAGGGUUUCUACAGAUGAAAAAAAAGAUGAAAAAGAGCCUCCAGAAACGUAUAUAGUUCAGCGAUACAUCGAGAAUCCUUACUUGAUUGGAGGGAGAAAAUUUGAUAUUCGAGUUUAUGUCCUGGUCACGAGUUAUUCACCUUUGAUUGUAUGGUUGUAUCGCGACGGAUUUGCAAGAUUUUCAAACACCAGAUUUUCGCUGGAUUCAAUUGAUGACACAUAUGUUCAUCUUACAAAUGUCGCUAUUCAGAAAACAGCGCCUGAUUACGACCCGGAAAAGGGUUGCAAAUGGUCGCCUUUGCGUCUCAGAAAGUACCUCACCGCAGAACAUGGCAUGGAGAAGAUAGAGAUUCUUUUUCGCUUGAUUGAUGAAAUUAUAAUAACAAGCUUGCAAGCGGUGCAAAAGAUUAUCAUCAACGAUAAACAUUGCUUUGAACUAUAUGGUUAUGAUGUUCUUCUCGACGAGAAUCUAAAGCCUUGGCUGUUGGAGGUCAACGCUUCACCUUCGCUGACAGCAAGCAGCCCCGCAGACUACGACCUUAAGGUUGGCCUUCUUCUGGAUGUUCUGAGUAUUGUUGACCUGGAAAACAGAUUAACUGGGAAAGAAAAGCGUGUUGGCAACUUUGAUCUGGUCUGGCACGAUGGUCCCGUCGUUGAUGAUGACUUGACAGAAGCAGAUUGCGUUCCAUCUCCUGUUUAUCCAACCAAUAGCUUUUUAGGUUGUCUCAACGAUCGAGACAAACAGCUUUUGCAACUGUACAAAGAUAAACCAGAGAUACGAAAGAAUUCAAUAUCGUGAGAUCGUGAGUGGGUCGGAACUGCCCGGUAGGGGUGCGAGAAAUGUCCCCCCCCCCACUCACCCACAGGAAUAACUUACUAUUUAUAACCUUACAUCUUAGCUAUGUUUAACUUUUUAUCACGAAACUCGCCUACUGUGAAAUUGUCUGGGGCUCCAACUGGCUCGCGCAUGAACGUCUUUACAUGAACUGUGUUUGUGUCGAAAUGCACGAAUUUCGCGUCGUUAACCCGCUGCGGCGAUCUUUCAACGUGCUCUGCUUUCGUUGGCAUCGCGUGUGAAGUAUUGCGGCGCGUCUCAGCGCAUCCAAUUAAUUGCGAAAAAAACUCUAAUCAGCUUUGCCCUGCGCCCUUGCUUUUCAUAAUCUCUUUCAACGGUUGACUCUUGCACGCAGUGCUUUUAGCGGUUGGUCUUUCACGCAGUAUUUUGCGCGCUGUCCUUGUAAUACCGUGAAACGGCUGACCUAUUGUUUUACGAAUUGGCGCACUCGAAUAACAACAAUUAAU
Molecule: messenger RNA, 2014 nt
Organism: Dendronephthya gigantea
Lineage: Eukaryota; Metazoa; Cnidaria; Anthozoa; Malacalcyonacea; Nephtheidae
Product: probable tubulin polyglutamylase TTLL9
Exons: 18
Coding region: 375-1511 (378 amino acids)
Biological process (GO): microtubule cytoskeleton organization; protein polyglutamylation
Cellular component (GO): cilium
Molecular function (GO): tubulin-glutamic acid ligase activity; tubulin binding
Source: RefSeq, a predicted model, not a curated record